UUUUAGCAAGAACACGUUGCGAAGGGUCCUCAGUCGUUAGUUUGUGCCUUCCGUAUUGACUCCGCCGGUCCACCGUCCCCCCGCGCCACGCUUCUCGUUUGUUUUUGAGAGGGGGGGAAAUUGAGAACUCAGUUUUGGAGAGAGAGAGAGAGAGAGAGAGAGAGGUGGAAUCAAUUUUAACAAUUCAGCAUUCUUUUAGGUGUGCCAGUAGAUCUGAUUACAAACCCUAAUAAAUUUUAGAGGGGAGAUUUGAAAUCUCUCCUGAUCAUCUAGCCAAAGCUCUCUAUGGCGCUUCGAAUGUCAAAACUCUUGUUCCUACUCUGCGUUUUAUCCCACGUUAUCAUCGCCAUUGCUGGGAAGAGCUAUUAUGAUAUUCUUCAAGUAUCCAAGGGUGCUUCAGAUGAGCAGAUCAAACGAGCUUAUCGGAAACUCGCAUUAAAGUACCAUCCUGAUAAGAACCAGGGAAAUGAAGAAGCUAACAAGAAAUUCGCCGAGAUCAAUAAUGCUUAUGAAGUGCUAUCGGAUAGUGAAAAGAGGAGCAUAUAUGACAGGUACGGUGAAGAUGGCCUGAAACAGCACGCUGCCAACGGUGGCAGAGGGGGCGGCGGAAUGAAUAUUCAGGACAUAUUUAGCUCUUUUUUUGGUGGAGGUCAAAUGGAAGAAGAAGAGAAAAUCGCGAAAGGUGAUGAUGUUGUUGUUGAAUUGGAUGCAACAUUGGAGGAUUUGUACAUGGGAGGAUCAUUGAAGGUUUGGAGGGAGAAAAACAUUUUAAAGCCAGCCCCAGGCAAGAGACGCUGCAACUGUCGAAAUGAGGUCUACCAUAAGCAAAUCGGUCCCGGAAUGUUCCAGCAGAUGACUGAGCAGGUCUGCGAACAAUGUCCCAAUGUGAAAUAUGAGAGGGAGGGGUAUUUUGUCACUGUUGACAUUGAGAAAGGGAUGCAGGAUGGACAAGAAGUGGUUUUCUAUGAAGACGGGGAGCCCAUAAUAGAUGGUGAACCUGGAGAUCUGAGGUUUCGUAUUCGUACAGCACCCCAUGAUCGCUUCCGAAGGGAAGGCAAUGACUUGCACAGAACUAUUACAAUUACGCUAGUGCAAGCUCUUGUUGGCUAUGAGAAAACAAUUAAACAUCUUGAUGAGCAUUUAGUGGAUAUAAGCACUAAGGGAGUCACUAAGCCCAAGGAAGUCAGAAAAUUUAAAGGUGAAGGGAUGCCAUUGCACUAUAGCACAAAGAAGGGUGACCUAUAUGUGACAUUUGAGGUUAUUUUCCCAACUUCCCUAACAGAAGACCAGAAAACGAAGAUUAAGGCGAUUCUCGGUUAAGGAAUUGACUACAUUUUUCUUGGGUACUCUUUACUAAGAUGUUGCGGUUGUAUUAUUGAGGUCCAUAUAGAAGAUACGAGAGGGACUUAGAUUUCUUUUCUUCUACUUUUUUUUUUUUGGUUCCAUUUAACGUGUAGCAAAUUCAACCAAGGAUAUCUGUGCUGUGAUAAUGAUCCAGCAUUUUGUUAGGGCCUUCUUCGUAUUUCUAUUUUUGUCUAUGCAAGGCAUAGUUUCAUUAUGGUAUGAAAACCUAGUGAAUACAAGACACUAACGAUGAAAUUUGCGGAA
Molecule: messenger RNA, 1608 nt
Organism: Rhododendron vialii
Lineage: Eukaryota; Viridiplantae; Streptophyta; Magnoliopsida; Ericales; Ericaceae
Product: dnaJ protein ERDJ3B
Exons: 10
Coding region: 286-1320 (344 amino acids)
Biological process (GO): protein folding
Source: RefSeq, a predicted model, not a curated record